GAAAAGAAUCCUGGAAUGGAAGUUCUGUUUGGAACGUUUUUUCAAAUCAGCGAGACGCGUGUCAAACGCAUAGGUCGGCAACUGGAAGUGUGUGGAACGCAUAGUGUUGCGAAUCACGACUAGAGGGUAUCACUGUGACGUAAUUAGAAGGCGCCGAGUAGUCCGAAACACCACGUGGGGCUGGAGGAGGCGGUGGGGAGAACAUGGCUACCCAAGAUGCUGCGGUACUUUUGGCCCAGAGACUAGCUGGAAACGAUAAGAAAACUCGGGAUCGGGCUCUUCGGAAACUGCGGAACUACCUGAGAGUGAGGAGCGCGUGUGAAACUGGAGGAUUCACAGAAGAAGAAUUUAUUAAGAUCUGGAAGGGGCUGUUCUACUGUAUGUGGAUGCAGGACAAACCAUUACUGCAGGAGGCUCUGGCGCAUUCCAUGUCCCAGCUGGUUCACACGCUGCACACAAAGCAAUCACAGAACAUUUUUCUGCGCACAUUUUGGCAGACGCUGAACCGAGAAUGGAACGGGAUUGAUCGGCUGCGGCUGGACAAAUUCUAUACGUUAAUGCGUUUGGUCUUACGGGAGUCUGUGGAUCUUCUGAAGAAAGCUGAAUGGGAGGAGAGCUGUGUGCAGGAGUUCCUGGUGUUGCUGGAUGAAGAGAUACUGCGGGGUUCAACUCUGGGGGUGCAGCUCCAUGUCAUAGACAUUUACCUGGAGGAGGUGGCAAAAGUAGGAUCAGCAGAGCUCACGGCAGAAAUGAACCUCAAGCUUAUUGAGCCUUUCUGCAAGAUUGUUGCCAAAUGCAAGAAUUCCUCCUUCCUGCAGGCUGUCACCUCGGGGAUAUUCCAGACUAUAUUGGAACAGGCUCCCUUCGCUAUCGAAGAUUUAAUGAAAGAAGUUGGUUCCAACCCAGAGGGCAAGGGGAGCACAAAGGAUGGAGGUUCCGCAGGGGAGGAGUCAGAAGAGGAACAAUCCGAAGAAAAGGAGUCUCCAGAAGAGGACAAUGAGGACAUUGGACCAGUACUGCAGUUUGAUUACCAGGCAGUGGCAGACAGACUCUUCGCUCUAGGAAGCAGAAAGAACACGCCCACUCGAAACCGAAAAGCCGCCUAUGCCCUGGUGAAAAAGUUUCGGGACUUGGCUGAAGGAAUCUUCCCAAGCGAUGACUUCCCAGAGGAGGUUUCCACAGAUGAGGAUGAUGAUGAUUUCAGCAGUUGGCUGUUCCGCAGGAGGAUGAAGAGAGCACAAGAGAAUGGGACUUAUGGAAUGGUGUCCCAGGUCUCCAGUCGUAAUGCAGUAAAGAAAGAGAAACAGGAAAAACGGAAGAGAACGGACGUAGCCCUGGACGAUUCCAGUAUUAAAAAUGGUCCCCCGGCAGCAAAAAAGAAACGUAAGAGGAAGAAGACAGAUAGGAACAACAACACUGAAAGUGGAGGAGAAGCACUCAAACCUUCCCAAAAUGGUGUGACCAAAAGCUGCUCUCCAGAAAAUCAGACUGAACAGCCUGUGUCUCCCGAUCCUGCCCAGGCCCCUUCAUCAGACUCUACACCGUCCCUCCAAAAGAAAUCCCCUGGAAAGAAGAGAAGGGCUGGGCUGAUCCGAAGGAGCCUCUGUAUUCUGCCCCUGACUGGGUCUUUACUAAGAAGGAGGCAACUUCGGCUGCACAGGAACAAGUGCAAGAUUUCCCAGCAGGCAGUGAGAUCCAGUACUCCAGAAACAGAGGAGACUCCUGUUACCCCGCAGAAGGAAGUGACGCAGACUCCCCAGAACUUCAUGUCUUUCCAGAAGGCAAACUCCCCGAAACCUGUAUAUGUGAAGCCGACAAAGGCCAGAGGCAGGCAGAUUCCCACAAAGAUGGGCAGCAAAUCCAAGAAAGUCACCUUCAGCCUGAACAAGAACAUGACCACCGAGUUCAAGAGGACGGACCGCAGUCUUCUGGUCAGUCCCACCGGUUCCUCCCGAGUGCCGUUCAACCCAGAGCAGAGACCUGAGCACGGUGUCCUGAAAACCCCCACAAGAAGUCCUGUCCCCCGGGCCCGUGCAGCAGACUUUUUCUAAACUUGCCCCGGCUCCAUUCACACAGUGACCGGUGCAGCAAUGAUGGUGGUGCCUUGUGGUUCUGAACCAAUUCACCAGCACAAGCCGUAGAAACCGGAAUAUUCUGUCCCUCCCACCAGGGGCCCGAAGAGGCAAAGCUGCUCGAUUGUUCAGUUGUUUCUCGGCCUCUCGUUAAAUCUGACUUGUUUUUCAUAAGCCAAGGGAAGGGGGUCGUUGGAUGCACAAUGGAUGGAGAGAUUUAUAUUUUUAUUCAAUCGUUGACAAGUGGUUAAAUGUGUUGAGGAGAGGGGAUGUGCCUGUCUUAUAAAAUCUAUACAAAAAAAAUCUAUUUUUUUUUCCCUUAUUGUGUCCUUUCCUUCGGUGCAAAUGUCUUUUCUCUGACUUUAGGACGGUUUCAAAAGUCCUCAAGCGCCUCCCCUUUGUCAUUUAUUCUAUAAAGAACAAGCUGAAGCCAGGACCCCAAUUGGAGGGUGAGGAUCUCUGCAGCACUAGCCCAACCUGUAGCCAAUCAGAAGGCUAGAACUGUUGUGACUUUAGUGCAACCUGCAGCUGAUUAUAGUGUUAACAAUUGCAACUCUCGGGCAGCAUGUGGCUAGUCAGGAGCUGAAACAAAGUGAGACUCUCCUGUAACCAGCUGAAGGGUUCGAUCCAUUACAGACUAACACAAUCACUGCCCAUAUAUUCCACAUCAGUCUUGCUGGGGUUUCUAUAAAGGCCAUUCCUUAAAGGGCAUGUAAAGGCAAAAUAAAAUCUAUUUUUACUUUAAUGAAAAAGAAACCUAUCUCCAAUAUACUUUAAUUAAAAAAUAUGUACCGUUUUUAUAAGAAACCUGA
Xenopus laevis (African clawed frog) is the source of this 2884-nucleotide messenger RNA. It is a transcript of the gene rrp1b.S, whose product is annotated as ribosomal RNA processing 1B S homeolog. The transcript has 16 exons. Bases 204 to 2051 code for a protein of 615 amino acids. Gene Ontology annotation, cellular component: nucleus; preribosome, small subunit precursor. NCBI's taxonomy places the organism in Eukaryota, Metazoa, Chordata, Amphibia, Anura, Pipidae. Gene Ontology annotation, biological process: rRNA processing; positive regulation of DNA-templated transcription. The record is from RefSeq and is a predicted model, not a curated record.